This is a messenger RNA of Carassius gibelio (silver crucian carp), 1572 nucleotides long. RefSeq lists its product as uncharacterized. The record is from RefSeq and is a predicted model, not a curated record. Lineage: Eukaryota; Metazoa; Chordata; Actinopteri; Cypriniformes; Cyprinidae. The transcript has 3 exons. Bases 1 to 1068 code for a protein of 355 amino acids.
AUGGGUGAUGACCACAUCCUCUCCUUCACACAGGUCCCACAGUGCCUCUUCCCUCCACAACGACACCUCGAAAACCUUUUCACCACACUUCAGGUGAAGAUCCAGGACGGGAACGUGGGUAACUUGGAGCUGGAAAAGGAUGAUAGAGAGGUAAUACUGUUAAACUGUUCAAUAUAUAUGUUGCCCCUUGGUAAUAUUAUUAGAAAAUACGGAAUUAGCUUCCACUGUUAUGCUGAUGAUACUCAGCUAUAUAUCUCAACGAGACCAGAUGAAACUUCCCAAUUAUCUAAGCUAACAGAGUGUGUUAAAAAUGUAAAAGAUUGGAUGACACACAAUUUUCUCCAAUUAAAUUCGGAUAAGACAGAGAUACUAAUUAUUGGACCAAAAAACACUACACAGAAUCUUGUAGAUUACAAUCUGCAACUAGACGGAUGUACUGUUACUUCCUCUACAGUCAGAAAUCUGGGUGUUAUAUUAGACAGCAAUUUGUCUUUUGAAAAUCAUAUUUCCAAUGUUACAAAAACUGCAUUCUUCCAUCUUAGAAACAUUGCCAAGCUACGAAACAUGUUAUCUGUUUCUGAUGCAGAAAAGCUAGUUCAUGCAUUCAUGACCUCUAGACUGGACUAUUGUAAUGCACUUCUAGGUGGUUGUCCUGCUUCGUCAAUAAACAAGCUACAGGUCGUCCAAAAUGCAGCAGCUAGAGUCCUUACCAGGUCAAGAAAAUAUGAUCAUAUUACCCCAAUUUUACAGUCUCUGCACUGGCUACCUAUUAAGUUCCGUAUCAGUUACAAAUUAUCAUUACUUACCUAUAAGGCCCUAAAUGGUUUAGCUCCAGCGUACCUAACUAGCCUUCUACCACGUUACAACCCAUCACGCACCCUAAGGUCACAAAACGCUGGACUUUUGGUCGUUCCUAGGAUAGCAAAAUCCACUAAAGGAGGUAGAGCUUUCUCACAUUUGGCUCCCAAACUCUGGAAUAGCCUUCCUGAUAAUGUUCGGGGUUCAGACACACUCUCUCUGUUUAAAUCUAGAUUAAAAACACAUCUCUUUCGCCAAGCAUUCGAAUAAUGUAUCUUUUUAACUGUGAGUGUAGUUGCAUCUGUUCAAAGGUGCAUUUUUAUUCAUUAACUUGGGUUAAACUAAUUUUACUUUGUUGGAUCAGCAGCUAUGCUAAUGAUGUCUGUAUUUUGUUUCUAUGUUUCGCCACGGGAUUUACAUCCCGUGGUAACUAGGAUUUAAACAAGCUCCAGUCUGGAUCCAGAACACCUGAGAAGAGAUGAUGCUGACCCUCAGAGGACCCCAGAUGAUGCUACCUUGAAUCAACAAACAGAACUAACAAUUAUUGCUAAAUGUGUCACUGAAUCAUAUAAUAACUUAAUUAAUAAUAUUGAUAGUUCAUCGUCUAGCUGACUACGUCUUAUAUUAUUAUUAUUAUUAUUUUUAUUUUUUCUAAAAUCCUGUCAAAUGUGCACAAACUACUAGCUACUACUAAAUAUUGUAGAAACAUAAUUUUCUGUAAAGUUGCUUUGUAACGAUUUAUUUUGUAAAAAGCGCUAUACAAAUAAACUUGAA